UCAGCCGCGUCAAAGCGAGCAGAUGGAUACAACAAGGAGAUUACUCGUUGUCGUCGUUAUUGCACUGGUUGCAGUAAAGCUGCCCGUCGUUACCUCCGAUAUUAACCGGCUGUGUGAGCCAACUGGGCACGUGAAAUGUCGAUGCAACGGAUUUGGUGUUUACUCGUCGUUGUACAGAGCGAUGUGCAGUCAAGAAACGGGUAUUUGUAACUGUAACGCAACGCUUCACGUCGACGGUGCUCACUGCGACGUGUGCGAGGAAGGAUUUCUGAACGAGAACGGUGGGACCGUACCAGGAAAUGAUGGAUGCCCAUUGGCUCACAUGAAUGCCGUAACCUUCGAUGCUCUCUCCGAUCCUGAGCCUCUCGUCCAAGACGUAGGACUCGAUCCGAAUGGAGAGAGGAUCACAGCAACGACCAGAAGACUAAAACGUUUUGCUCUGGAUGCUCCGGUAGGCGUGGUGUCUAGCGACCAUGUCAGAGUGUCUGCAUCAUACCACAAUGUGUCUGUGAAAGGACUUCCAAAAAACACAGUUGCAGUGGUAUUACUCGACAUGUCAGCCGUCUCCAAUAAUUCUGAGAGCGAGUUCGAACUGUUCGGUCGUGUAUUUAAAGAGAAUAUCAAGGUAGAAGUGGAGCCCGAAAAGACAGGUGAAGAUGACGUCGUGUACCCGUACUUGUACGACUCUCGCACAAACUCUCUUGAAGCAAUGGGGCUUGCGGUAGGUGCCGAGAAUUCGACUACGAUUCAGUUUUUUACGACUUCUUUGUCACAAGUCGUGUUUGUUUCCGUUCCUCGCACGACACUUUCACGGUGGAUGAGAAGUCAUUCUAUUGACACAGGAUUUACACUUCAGCGCAACGGUUGGCCUUCGUCCACUACUUUUCUUUGGCCGACGUACAACGGAAUGGCAAUAUUUGCAAGGUGGUUCUUUGUUUCUAAAGAGAAGACACUGCAGAUUGCGAGCAAAGAAUGGUCGACCGACUUGCUUGACCGCAUGAUGACACUGCUGCAAGUGCGCUGCUCUGACCCACCACCUCAAUCGGAGUCAGUGUCCGAUCUAGAAACGUUUGAAGUUCUCAUCCAUGCUCUCUUUGUGUCUCACGCUCCGCAGCUUAUUUGGAUGGAGAAGUCCGACUAUUUUGGAGUUCUACCGGGUCAUGCCGUUCUCGUUUACAAAUACAGUAUGGGAGAGUUCUCAUUUUAUGACCCCCGCUUUGGAUCUGAGCAAACGCUGUCGUUUGACUUGUCUACAAAUAGGUUUGACCCUUACCAUAACGGCGGAUAUAACCGAUUUCGUGUCUACAGCCACACAGCUUUCCAACUAAGUGACACUGAUAUGGAAACGAUUUACAAUCAGGCGGUUAUCGCUUUCAACGAUUCUAAUGCUCCAGACAUUGUGGUCGAUCCGUUUGAUGCCAACAUAACGACCAACUCGAUUACAGUAUAUGGCAGAGUUGUUCCUAAGCCUGGUCAGCCAUUGCCUGCUGUUGUCUUUUCGUAUGUGUUUAGUAACGACUCUGAGAGACGAGCUAUUGCUCGUGGACGUGCUGACGUUGAUUCUGUGGGUCGUUUCAGGAAAGUUUUAGUAGAUAUAGUCAGUCAAUCGUCCAAGAUUGUAUUUGUAGCUGGCGGAUAUGUCUCAUCGACAAACGUUCCUAGGACAAGGCGUUCUGAUGUACCUUACAGGUCACCAGUAGCAAGCCUAUAUUAUCGUCAUGGCUUUUACCAAGAGCACAUAACCAGAACGGGAAAACCAAAUUUGCUCACUGUGGCGCUUACAUGGGACGACGGAGCGUCUGACAUUGACUUACACGUACUUGAACCAGGUGAAAGACACAUAUAUUACAGAAAUUUAGGAGGUUCUGGUACUCCAUUCUUGGAUUACGACAACACCGAAGGUUACGGUCCUGAGCAUUACAUCGUUGAUUCAGAUUUCCGACCAUCGCCAAGCGGAACAUUGGAAGGCACAUACAAAAUUCGGGUACAUUAUUAUAGUGAUAAAGGAGAUAUAAAUGGCAGAAGCAUUCGCUGGACACUUAGAAUACAAGGAACGACGCAAGAUAGCACUAAGGUGAUUAGAGGAGUUUUGCGAAACGAUAACUCCGAAAGCGCCUCGAACUUCUACUCUUCUGACAGCAGUUGGAGUUCAACCUACGAAGUAACAAUAGCAGCUGUACAUUUUAUUGCCAUUGCUGACAGAAGAGUCGACAAUCUAUUGGGUACCGCCUAUCAUUACUCCGCUCAGCUGUGGAAGAACGUACUUGUGUUGCCUGAUAAAAGAACAGAAGCAAAAGUGUCUUUACUGAAGGAAUAUAACCCAACAGCGAGCAAAGAAGGAGGCGUGGAACUGCUAAGAGAAUCGUCUUCGAACGGCUGUAGCUACAAAGGAUGGCGUCUUGAAGACGAUUGUUGGAAAACCAAAAGUGUUGCUAUCUCACGCAUCCAUUAUUCCGAACGCGGCACGCGCUAUCUUCCUGUUUAUACGCAUACUGACUGGAAUGUAGUCCAAGCAAAGUGGAACAAGUUGAUAAAUCAAGCAAAGAUAUAUAUGUAUGCAGAGCAGGAGAAAAAGCAGAUCACCAGAUAUCCACAAUCAAUCUAUAUUAUCGGAUUCGACGUUAACAACUCCAACACGUUCAUUCGUUGGCUCUUUGCUAGCAAUGGCUUGGCAUACAGCGAAAUGAAAAAGGCUCAUCCCGGGCGAGACUUGCCUGAACGCGUUCCAACGGAAUCGUUUCAAGGAACGGUCUUUUGCGCUGGAAGUCCGACCGUACCACCGCUCACUGACGGCAAUGCAUGUGACCGCUAGAUGAUCUUCUGUUCAGGUGUUCAUUGUGUAGGCUAAGCUACGCAAGAUGAGAAUACAACGGGACAAAACUUUGUCUUACAGUGACUGCUAGCACACGUAAAGCGAUAUGAGUGCACUGUGACUGAAUGCUCUCUGCAAGCAUAGCAAAUUGUCUUUGUUUUUGUUUCAACUUGUCUGCAUGUAUAAGUCUCAGUUUUCUCUGAGUCAAUAAAAAUCAAAACUAAAACAA
Molecule: messenger RNA, 3041 nt
Organism: Corticium candelabrum
Lineage: Eukaryota; Metazoa; Porifera; Homoscleromorpha; Homosclerophorida; Plakinidae
Exons: 3
Coding region: 23-2812 (929 amino acids)
Source: RefSeq, a predicted model, not a curated record